UUUGCUGCUGAACCUGUGACUGGCAGGAGGGAAGGAAGUGACUGACAGCACAGUGUGGCCGACUUUCAGAAGGAAUAGUCCAGUUUCUGGGCCAUUUUUGUAAAAGAAGACAUUUGGAGUAUCUUCUUGUUUUGAUCCUCUGGGUCUGUAGGCCCCAGUCAGGAUGAGCUGUAUUCCUGCCUCACACAGUAUGAGCACCAUUCUAAGUCAAGUAGAAUCUCAGAUGGAGGACAGUCCAGGUCAGAGAAGAGGGAGCAAAGCCUACCAGAUCUUCCCUGAAGCCAACACGGAUGAAGAUGGAGAUUCCAGCUCCUAUCCUGAAGACUUUCUUUACAAGAGGGAACGUCUUCCUUCUAUAGUUGUGGAGCCCACAGAGUGCAAUGAGCCAGAGAACGGGGAGCUGCGCUGGCCUCCACGAUCCCUAUUGGGCCACAAUGUGGAGGAGGAGGAGGAGGAGGAAGACAGCAGUGUUGAUCACACAGACGGUUCUAUGGAUACAGAGCAGCAGGAGGACACGGGGAUGGAAGAAGGCUCGAUUGCGAGGAAGUCUUCCAUCGGACCGUCCCAGAGUCAACUGUCCCUCUCCCGGCUGACCCCUCCCGCCUCCCCGACUCCCCCUGAGGCCGCCCCACCCUGCCUGAGGAGCUGAACCGGUGCAACCAGUAUGGACUGAUGGCACUGUAGUUCACCUGAACUGUAACUUUUAUGAUGUGUAACCUCUGCGUGUUUGACUUUCCCAAUGAAAGAGAAACCCUAUGGGAAGGUUGAGAUGACUACACAUUUCAGAAUGUCUGCACUAAGUAUGGUCCAUUUCUAAUAAGUAACACUAAGCAGAUUCCAGUACUGCUAUUUUUGGAUUGAUACCUCUAGUUUAAAUUAAUUUGUGCUGCACUUUGUGGGCACUCUAUCUGACACGGUGGACUAAAGGUAACCAGAGACCGUAGCAACACCCUCCUGGACUCUUUCCUUUGCGACUCAAACCUCAUCCCAUGGCAAAUAAGCAUGUGAUCAACGACUGUCAGGGCCAGUUUACUAAUCGCUAGCAUGAAAGCUCAUCCCAGGCCCAGCAGUUGUAGUUGAAGUGGCCUGUGUGGGUGUUUUUAAAUGAAGGACUUUAGGAAGUCCCAAUGGUUUGAACUAAGUUCUGACCAAUACGGUUUAUGACAGUUGUUCCCAACUGGUCCAGCAACGGAGUCAAGAUUUCUCUGUGGUCAUUAGUUCAAGGUCCACACAGUUUAAUGUAUUCCACGUCAAACUUGGCCAUGUCAUUGAGCUCUUCAAAAUGAAAGCUCUGUGCUGCAAAUUCACUGUACUUUAAAAAAGAGUGCUUUUUACAAACUUGACACAUUCGUGAAUCGCUUGCGGUCCAUUCAGAACGGACCCACGACCCACCAGUUGGGAACCACUGGUUUAUGAGGUCUUGAUGGACCACAUUUUGUGCCGGCAUUGAAUAUUGUUAAAUGACAUCACCAAAUAAUUCUUAUUUUUAUGUGUCAGGGAGCAUAAUCCUCUUUAAUGGGAUUUAGACCAUGUCGAGACAACACAGCUCUAAAUUCGUACAAACCCUCAUUAUUGAAAAGAUUUGCUGCAACGCUUAUCCUGACCUUAUUCUCAGAUAUUCUCUGCGUGUCUGUAUUCUGUGUGCAGUCCUUCAAAAUAUUCAAAUUUAUACAGGGAAGUCACAUCAUUGUGAACCGGAUCAUGUGUACUGAACAUAAACGGUUACAGUGAUUCGUUAAUAUCCUAUUUUUUAAUAAGAUGCUGUUAUCAACAGCUUUCUAUAGGUCCACCCUUAUGUCAAAAAAGUGAAAAGAAUAUAAUAGCCCUGUGACUGUUUGUUGAGAACUUCAAUGUUAAUUGUUUUAUAACCAAAGUUGUUUGAUAUUCUGCUUUUUCCUUUGGCUUAAAGGAGGAAACAUUUAGAAAUCUAAAACUCCUGAUUCAUUAUAAAACACUUUAGUUUUUUACAGAUGCAUCAUGUGUUUGUCACGCUUGCUUUGUUGACUGACUUUGGUGAGGACUCCUGAAUAUAACGAAACAUUAUGAAAUGCUGCUACAGUCCCAGAUGGACAAAGCUGAGUGAGAGUCCAGAUGUUCUUUACUACUAACACAUGAAAUGUACAGUAAAGAGAAGAGAGUAAUGUAGAACUUUUGUAUCAUGUUUCUGUGUAAUUCUACUGUAGUGAAACCUCUGUGUGCACUUUUCCUUGAUGUUCCGCCAGGUAAGCCUGGAUUGCUAUUGUACAACAAUAAAGUU
Epinephelus moara (kelp grouper) is the source of this 2257-nucleotide messenger RNA. RefSeq names its product protein LBH-like. The coding region runs from base 164 to 649 and encodes 161 amino acids. Lineage: Eukaryota; Metazoa; Chordata; Actinopteri; Perciformes; Serranidae. The transcript is spliced from 4 exons. The record is from RefSeq and is a predicted model, not a curated record.